Molecule: messenger RNA, 309 nt
Organism: Nannizzia gypsea CBS 118893
Lineage: Eukaryota; Fungi; Ascomycota; Eurotiomycetes; Onygenales; Arthrodermataceae
Exons: 3
Coding region: 1-309 (102 amino acids)
Source: RefSeq, a predicted model, not a curated record
AUGCAUCUUGCUGGAAUGAACAUGGCCUCCAUGGCCAUGAUAACUAUAUCCUGCCUUGCUCCCAUUACCAGCGCUGUGUGGACUUGUCCCAGCGAAAGAGAGGCCUACUGCUGCACUCACUAUGAAGACAAGACUCCCAAAGGCCUGUUUGGAACCGGAUGCACUCUUGCCCCGAGAAAAGAAGGCUGUAAAGAUAAAUCGCCCGUCGAGUGCUGCAAGCCUCUAGCCGAUCAGAUUACUCAUUUCUGUGAUAGCCGAGCAAAGGGGUACAUGUUUGUUGAUCAGAAAGAAGGCCCUCAAAAGGCAUAG